Messenger RNA from Camellia sinensis, 2818 nucleotides. Its product is annotated as lipase class 3 family protein. The record is from RefSeq and is a predicted model, not a curated record. NCBI's taxonomy places the organism in Eukaryota, Viridiplantae, Streptophyta, Magnoliopsida, Ericales, Theaceae. Gene Ontology annotation, biological process: lipid metabolic process.
AAUAACUCAAAAAAUUGUGAAACCUUGAAGGGAGCUAAAUGCAAAUGAUCCAAAUUACACGCAAAAAGGAUGAGCUGCUGCCACCUUUCAACCAGGAAACGGCUGCCAUGGCAUCCCAUUCCCCCAAUUUCCAUCCACACAUCCCAUUCCAUUCCAUUCCUCACUAAUUUGACUAAAAUUGAAUUUUCUUCUGAAUCAUCACCAUGGCCAUGUGGGUCUCAACCUUCAAGAACCUCAGAUGCUGCGCCGUGAUCACGGGCCUCUCGAACGUAGUCGUGAUCCUUAUCGGUGCCAUUUUGAUCAAACUCGUGUACCCAGAUUGUGGCCACAAAGAUAUUCUUCCUUUUGUUGUGAUUUUGUUGGGUUGUUGCAUUAAAAUCUUCAUCAUGAUCCGUACCGGCAUUGCUCAACAAGCCACCGCCACGAUGAUCCUCAAUCGUCCCUCCCAGAGCGCCGUACUCGACGCCGUUAUACGCCAUGAGAGACGGAUCAGGUAUAAGAGAUGGCUUUUGUGGACUCGUUUUUUAAUGCUUACUACAGUGCUGCAGUUUCUGGCAACAACUUUCCUCAUGCUCAUUGUGGCUAAACACGUGCAUCAAAGAGGAGCAUCAAGUAACUGUGUAUUAGGGCAUGUUUCAAAUGGUACCAAGUGGCAGCAAGACAUACUUGUCCUUUUCAUUAUCAUGAUGUUCUAUGUGGGGAUGGUACAAUGUUUUACAGGAUCUGAUAUCCUAAGGUGGAGGUCUUUUUAUGCAACUGAAGAUAAUGCAUGGAAAACUCAUUACAGUGAGAUAUUUGAUCAUGGCAUUCGAGAGGCUUUGUGCUGUAUGGGACGCGUGAAAUACUUGAAUGUGUUGGAGGAUGAUGAAAUUUACUCGGUGGCACAGUUAUUGGGUGAUCUGGUAGAUUAUCGUGCGGCUGGCACUGGGCAUUUAGAAUUAUUGGCAGGAUUAGCUUUAUUACAGACGCAUAGUGAAUCCCCUAAACUAUAUGAAGGGUGUUUGGAGGCACCUGAAGAGCGAAUUCAAGAGGCUGCUGUUUUUCAUCCGUUUGCUGAAGCUGCCUAUACGGGUCUGUUACUUGAUAUUGGAAGAAAUCCUGUACUAUUUCCUUGUUCGUGGCUCUAUAGGCAAGGGAUUUGGGCUCCCUGGACUCGUAACAGGUACCCUGUGCUCAAAGGUGAUAACUGGUGGAGAGGUCAUGCAGCAGCCUUUUUGAAAUAUGUUAAUUUAUCUCCAGAUGCACUUCGUCAAGGGCGUGUUAACCAGGCGAAGUGUGAAGCUACGUAUUUUAUCGUGGUUGUACAUCAUCUGAAAUCUGUUGUAAUUGCUGUACGGGGAACUGAGACUCCCGAAGACCUCAUAACUGAUGGCUUAUGUAGAGAAUGCAUCCUCUCUCCUGAAGACUUGGAUGGGUUGAUAAAUGGCAAUUAUGUUCACCCAGAUGUUAGGCAACGAGUAAUUUCAUCUAUACCGCACUAUGGGCAUUCAGGUAUAGCUGAGGCUGCACGAGAUCUAUUCUUGCAAAUUGAAGGAAAUCCUGGAAAUGAUGGAUUGGCAGAUGUUUCCUCUAACUCAAGAGGAUUUCUUUCUUCAUUGCUUGGAGCUGGAUGUGAAUGUGAUGGGUAUGGUCUUCGCAUAGUGGGGCAUUCCCUUGGAGGAGCUAUUGCCGCAUUGUUGGGACUUAGGUUAUAUCGCCAAUACCCAAAUUUGCAUGUCUAUGCUUACGGUUCUCUUCCGUGCUUGGAUCCAAUCAUAGCAGAUGCUUGCUCAGAAUUUAUUACGAGUAUUGUAUACAACAAUGAAUUUUCAGCACGUCUUUCAGUUGCUUCAAUCCUAAGGCUUCGUGCAGCUGCACUUAUGGCAUUGUCACAGGAUACAGCUGAUUCAACCAUAACUUCUAUGCUUGCACACAAAUUUCUGUUUGUGAGCAGGUAUGACAGAACUAGGGUUGAGGAAAAGAUUCACGAUUCACAUUUGAAUUCUAGUGCUAUGACAACUGGAGAUAGAAACCUCCAUGGUUACAGUAGUCCAUGCAGGAAUGGGAUCACAGGGCAGGAUCAAGAGUCCUCCCUCUGGCAAGCUAUCAACAUGAAAGAUGAUUCUGGUGGUGAAAUUAAUCGCAGUGAUUCAAUUGAUGAUUUCACUAAUCCUUUUUGUGCUUCUCCUGAUAAUGUAAAUUUGUCUGGUGAUCCUGUGUCUGAGUUUAUGGAAACCGUGCCAUUGUCUCAGAAUGGAUCCCCGGGGGUUCUCCCUGAGAUGUUUUUACCAGGCUUUGUAAUUCAUAUAGUACCACAGAAAAACAGCUUUCACACCCCUUUGUGGAGAAGUUGGAGAACCCAAGAGAAGUAUUGGAUUUAUAAAGCUUAUACAGCAAAUAGAGAAGAUUUCAAGGAUAUCGUUGUGUCAACAUCCAUGUUCCUUGACCAUCUACCUUGGAGAUGUGAUUAUGCCAUGCAAAAAGUAUUGGAAGUGCGAAGUGCCUCCCAAAGUGCCUCCCAAAGUGCUCUAUAUGAUGGAUCUCAAAUGGUGUGAGUUCUAACUGUUGAGUUCAUUUCUAAAUUUAGUUUCUCCUAUCAUUAUUUGAGCCAUGUUAGUUUAGUUUCAACCAGCUGGUUGGGUAGAAUGUAGAAAUGGUGAUACAGUUAUUGCCAUCAUCCAAUAUACAUUAUACGGUAGAGAUGUUACUUGGAAUGUGCAUCCUUGUUUGUAGUAGUUUGUGGAAUAGGAACAGGAACACUACUAAUUUUAGCUGCUCUAAAAUGCAACAUUAUAGGGGUUCACUUAUUAUUAAUCACAAGUUUCCAGGUGUUUCUGUA